This is a messenger RNA of Funneliformis mosseae, 516 nucleotides long. NCBI's taxonomy places the organism in Eukaryota, Fungi, Glomeromycota, Glomeromycetes, Glomerales, Glomeraceae. The record is from the annotation of a GenBank genome assembly.
ACAGCUGAAAAGACUGGAGAAGAAAGAGAGGUUGUUGAAGAUGAAGAAAAAGUGGAAAAAUCAGAAUAUGCUUAUGGCAUUCUUACUGAUAUAAAUUCUUCUAUUGCUAAUCUUGUAUCAUCAAAAAAUAAAGAUAGUUCUGCAAGGGAAUAUGAUCAUAAUAUUUACAAACCAUUUAUUUACAUAGUAACACAGGAUUACUUAAGUGACAUAGAUCAGAUUCUACAUGAUGAAGAUAUCUCAACACAUAAUAUUAUUCAGUUUGGUAGGCCUUUUUGGGCAUCUAAUUGGGUAACUUGCAAAUACUCAGAUAAUCAAUUUAAAUUUCAUAAUGUAAUAAAUCUUGCAAAAGCCAAACUUCUUGAAACAUCAAAUAUUACAUCAGAACUUGUUAAGGCAUACAUGGCUACUCUGAUUGCAAUUGACAAAGAUUACAAAAAUUAUAUUAUUACAUACCCUUCUGAAUUUAUACUUUUAGAAGCUUUAUUAAAACUAAUAUUAGAGGGAAAUAUUUGA